Molecule: messenger RNA, 174 nt
Organism: Symbiodinium pilosum
Lineage: Eukaryota; Dinophyceae; Suessiales; Symbiodiniaceae
Source: the annotation of a GenBank genome assembly
GUCUUCAUGCUGCAGUACAUCCUCACGCACAAGUACGAUGUCGGCGCUCUGUGCAACGGAAUUCUGGCCGGCUUGGUAUCCAUCACAGCGGGGUGCGGAAAUAUGGAGUGUGGAAGUGCUGUGCUUACUGGCUUCAUUGGUGCGUUCUUCUACCAAGCAGCCCACAUGCUCCUG